Molecule: messenger RNA, 811 nt
Organism: Magallana angulata
Lineage: Eukaryota; Metazoa; Mollusca; Bivalvia; Ostreida; Ostreidae
Product: small nuclear ribonucleoprotein Sm D2
Exons: 3
Coding region: 109-468 (119 amino acids)
Biological process (GO): RNA splicing; spliceosomal snRNP assembly
Cellular component (GO): U1 snRNP; U4/U6 x U5 tri-snRNP complex; U5 snRNP
Molecular function (GO): RNA binding
Source: RefSeq, a predicted model, not a curated record
UGGGCAUGCGUAAAGCCGGCGUAAACGAACAUAUUUCGUUUCCGUUUGUAUACAAAGGAGAAGCCGCCAAGGAUUUAUUAAAGCAAUCAAACAUCAUCCUGCUUAAAAAUGACGGCCCUAUUGGCGAAACCGAAGAGUGAGAUGACCCCAGAAGAACUGUCUCAACGUGAGCAAGAAGAAUUUAACACGGGUCCACUGUCUGUCUUAACCCAGUCUGUCAAAAACAACACUCAGGUUCUGAUCAACUGUAGAAACAACAAGAAGUUGCUCGCCAGGGUCAAAGCUUUCGACAGGCAUUGUAAUAUGGUCUUAGAAAAUGUGAAAGAAAUGUGGACAGAAGUUCCUAAAACAGGCAAAGGAAAGAAAAAGUCCAAACCUGUGAACAAAGACAGAUAUAUCUCCAAAAUGUUCCUCCGAGGUGACUCUGUGAUUCUAAUUCUGAGGAAUCCCAUGGCAACAGCAAAAUAAACGGAAUAUGUGGCCCCCCGGGGGUGAAGUAACAAGUACUGUCGGUGUGAACCUCAGACCAGUGUUAGUUACUGGGAUAAAACAGCCUGGCUACUGCCACAGCAGGAGAACACAAAGACUGUCCUAAGCUUGAUAACAUUAUCCAGGCUCUACUUCAGAAGUUUUAUAUAUAUGUGUACAUAGACAUGUUUUUAUUGAAAUGUUGUUAAAUGUAUUUGUAAAAUUAUGUGUGCUACAUGAAAAUCAGAAAGUUCCAUUUUUCAUACAAUGUCAGUAAAUCAUCAUAAACUUAUUAAAAAAAAGUUGUAAUUUCAUUAUUUCAUACAUAAAUCUUUGACUUGGU